AUGCAGCGACCGACGGCAGUGGCCGCGCUGCCGAUGGACUGUGCCAUCGCCGACCUAGGCCAGCUGAGUGCCAUGCGGCUCUGUGCCAAGCCGGGGCAGGACGUCCGUGGCGCCCUGCGCCAUCUCGUCCAGGACCUCGACGCGACUGCCCCGUUCGCCGACCAUAGCGGCAACGACAGUCCACGCUGCACGCAGGACGACUCAGACCUGUCUGCGGUGCCAUCGCACGCGAGCCUGGCGCGAAACCGGGUCGGCAAGCCGAUGCGUCGGUUCUCAUCGGCCGUGCCGCCACGUGCAUCGCGCACCGUGCUGCAGCUGCCCGAUGCACUGUACCUUCCCGUCGAGCAGCUCGAUUGGGAACAGGAUAUUGUAUGGGGCGACGCGCCUUGCUUGGGACCCGCGCCAGCAAUGACAUUGGGGGAGGACACGUUGCAGUGCCCACGGAACGCGGGUCGGGCCACUCGGAGCACACGGCUGCACCACGACAUAGAUAGCAGCCGGAGCUGUACACCGCAGCCGCUAGAAGCAGCACUAGAAGUACCGUUUGACAUGACCCGUCCGCGCACGUAUCGCUGGGAAGUCCCGCCUUAUCCCGGACAGAGCUCACGCAGCGAGCCACCAUCGUCGCUCGCGUGUCCUCUGAACCCGUCGUUGGACGACGGCGCGUGGCUCGACGCCGUCGCGUGGGACUGCUGCCUCGACAUGCCACCGUCCCAGAUCAUCCUCGAUGUGAACGAUGCACAUAUCGUGCUUAUAUCGUCGCCGGCGAAGAGACCUCCGUUGCACAUUCCGAGACGGCCGGUCGGGAUCUUUGAGAGACGCUUGGAGGCGCGUCGGAUCGAAGAGCCAGGAAAGGAGGGACGGCUCCGAGUGGCGAUCGACACCUUGGCGUUCGACGACGCGACGGCCGCUGUCGCAGCCAACGAGCGUACCACGACGCACCGCCGCCGUCGUCACCACAUGGCCAGUUUGCACCACAUGGCGAGUGUGCACCACUCGGUUCCGGCCAUGCAGCUCGCGUGGGCGACACCCGAGCUCUCGCCGCAGCAGCUCCGCGACCUGCACCGGCGGCGCGGCACGUUUUGCAUGAACGAGCGCCUCGUCAUCGCGCCCGCCAGCGACGCGACGCCGGCAGAAGCCGCGCCCGUCCUGACGGCCUCCGACUUGAACCCAACGCGAGGCGGAAAGCUCCUUCUCCUCGAGUACGUGGAGCAGAACCCGCCGGUGCUGUCGCGUCCCGGCAUGGCGUCGCGCCUCCUGCACUACUGGCGUCCGUCUAGCGAGGCGCCAGCGCCACCCAGCGUGGAGCUGGGCGACGUCGUGACGCUGGACGCCAACGACGACACGCCGUUCCUCGGCGACGUGCCAGCUGGGACCGUGGUCUCGUCGCUCCACUCGAAUCUCGCCAAGAUCCCGAUCUUCCAGCACAGGCCGCGCGCGUCGAUGCUCGAGGCCGUUGACGACUUCGAGUACUUUCUCCUCGUGCGCACAUUCUCUGGUACUAGUAAGCGUGGCGCCACCGCCUUGUCGUUGAUGGAGCUGCCACCGGUCUUUGUCGCGGGCCAAGUCGAGCCGCAGAUGGAGGUACCGGCACCCGGUUCGCGCGCCGCCAACAACUUUGUCAAGCCGUACAUGUCAUUGCACGUCCUGCGCCUCUUCAAAGAGGCCAGCAACGGCGGCGAGCACAUUUUGAUGGACGCCGUCCAGCGCCUCUUUCCGAGCCAGUCGGUCACGGCCGUCCGUAAAUGCCUCAAGGAACUCGCCACCUUUAAGCGCGACGCGGGCGGGUGGACGCAAAAGGCAGCGCACGAGCGCGUCACCGACGAUGCGGUCCGGGCCAUGCUGACGCCAGAGUCCGUCUGCCUCUACGAAAGCCACUUGUGCGGCCUCCGCCGGCUCGUGGACAUGGGUCUCUCGCAGCUAACGAGCUCGACGGACGUCGCGAAAGCGAUCCAGCAGCUCACCACGCGUCUCCGCGACCGUCAGAAGCAGCUCCAGACGCGAGUGCUCGACGGCUUUUCCAAGCGAGAGCUCAAGCAGGCGUUGUUUGCGCUCGACCCCGUGGUUAGGAAGCUCAAGCACGACAUUCAGAUUGCGCGGUCGAUCGAGCUGCAGCUGGAGCGCACGCCGUGGCAGUGGACCCGCAACUAUAUCGAGUGUCAUUUGCAAGGAAAAGGCAUGCUCCAGCUCACGGGCGAUGGCGACCCGUCGGCCUGUGGCGAGGGCUUUAGCUUUCUUCGCGCCCCGGUGAAGCGAGGCGAGCUGUCGACAUCGGCGUCGCUCCUCUCGGGCACAUCGGCGGAUCUGCGAAAGCUCAAAAUGAAGCAAGCAGGGGAUGUGCUCAGGGCGUUCGGGAUGGACGACGCCGCGAUCCAGAAACUACCGCGCUGGGAUCGCAUCGCGAUGAUCCGGACUCUCAGCAUCAAAGGCUCGCAGCGCGGCGACAUCGGCCUCGACAAGUUUGUUCGUGGCGGCCGCAAGUCGCUCCACGCGCAGCACCAAGCGUACUUGGCGCGGUGCGACCAGCGCUAUCGUGCACAGAUCGACGCGCUCUCAAGCGACCAGGUGAUAGACGAUCAGAACGACAGGGACAGUGAUGACGACGUCGACCUGGAGCACGAUGUGUUUGGCGCAAACGGAGACGACCUUGUGACCGCACGCCCCACAACGGGUCUUCACAACCUCUUUACGAAAGACGGCAAUCGGUCGCAGCGCUCGGCGCUGGUCUUGCAAGCGCGCGACGAUGCCGCCGAGCUCGAGAACCUCAAGCGCGAUAUGGCCGACACGUCGGGUGGGAGCAGACAUGGCAGCAGCAGCAGCAGUCGGUCCACUCGGCUUUUUGCAACUCUGUUGACGCAGGCGAGGGCGGCGGCGACUGCCUCCCCACCGGCAGAGCGCCGCCAAGCGAUCAAGCGCGUCACGCGCACCGUGCACGAGGACGGCACAGAAACUGUCAAGAUCGAGUUCAUUGUGGACCCGACUGCAGUGCAGCUGUACACGGCCAACGCAGUCCAGAUGCUCAAGAUGGACCAAGCCGCCAAAGUCAGUCGCAGCAGCGACAAGAGCUCCCACGCAGCGUCGGGCAGUAGCCCAAGCAGCGCAUCUACCACUCCAUCGCGCCCUGCCAAGCAACAGAAGCGCCGACACGAGAUUUCUGCAUCGCUGGACGAGCACGGGGCCAGGAAGCGAUCCAAGCAGAGUUUCUCGCGCCUGCCAAUCGCACGCCUCCACGCGUACUUGGAAAACGUGUUUUACCAGCUGAUUGCGAUGCCCGAGAGCGUCCACCUUCGCGACAGCAAGCAGACGGAAGGCGGUGCGACGAUGGACCUCCAGCGCAUGCGCCGCAAGCUGAGCGAUCUCGCGUACGACUCGGUGGAGUCGUUUGUGAACGACAUCGCGCUGAUGGCCACGAGUGCGGUUCUUGAUGAUGACGACACGAGCGAUGACGCAGGCAGCGUCAGCCAGGUCGUCGCAAAGGCCACCGAGGCGCUCCUGGCCCUCGACGACGAGCUUCGCCCCCUCGAACGGCAAUUGCGCGCGCGUCGUCACUCAACCUUGCCCGAGUCGUAA
This is a messenger RNA of Saprolegnia parasitica CBS 223.65, 3570 nucleotides long. RefSeq lists its product as hypothetical. Gene Ontology annotation, biological process: RNA polymerase II preinitiation complex assembly; transcription by RNA polymerase II. Gene Ontology annotation, molecular function: TBP-class protein binding; RNA polymerase II general transcription initiation factor activity; RNA polymerase II general transcription initiation factor binding. The coding region runs from base 1 to 3570 and encodes 1189 amino acids. NCBI's taxonomy places the organism in Eukaryota, Oomycota, Saprolegniomycetes, Saprolegniales, Saprolegniaceae. The record is from RefSeq and is a predicted model, not a curated record. The transcript has a single exon. Gene Ontology annotation, cellular component: transcription factor TFIID complex.